AUGUCUGGUGUGACUACCUCCAUCUGGACCAUGGAUACCCUAGGUCGUCGGAAGCUCUUGCUCGGAGGAUCAGUCGGCAGGGCGGUGUCCCACAUCGUAAUCGCCAUCCUCAUCGCAAAACAUAGCUAUGACUGGGAAUCCCACCAAACAAUGGGCUGGGUCAGCGCAGCUUUCCUCUUAUUCUACAUGGUGGCAUUCGGGGCUUCAUGGGGACCAAUUCCAUGGGCCCUCCCAGCCGGUGUCGCCCUUUCUACCUGCUCGAACUGGCUCAAUAACUUCAUCAUUGGCCUAAUCACCCCACCGUUAAUCGAGAACACAGGCUACGGAGCUUACGUGUUUUUUGCUGUCUUCUGUGUUCUGUCUGAGCAAAUGGACCAUGUCUUCAAGGAUAAUUCGAGUGAGCAGGAGCAAGCUCGCAGGCGAGCGAUCGAAGUGGAGCUUUUGAAUGAGCAUUUGGAAUACGAUGUAUGA
Molecule: messenger RNA, 471 nt
Organism: Penicillium maclennaniae
Lineage: Eukaryota; Fungi; Ascomycota; Eurotiomycetes; Eurotiales; Aspergillaceae
Exons: 3
Coding region: 1-471 (156 amino acids)
Biological process (GO): carbohydrate transport; transmembrane transport
Cellular component (GO): membrane
Molecular function (GO): carbohydrate:proton symporter activity
Source: RefSeq, a predicted model, not a curated record